Molecule: messenger RNA, 1037 nt
Organism: Pyricularia oryzae 70-15
Lineage: Eukaryota; Fungi; Ascomycota; Sordariomycetes; Magnaporthales; Pyriculariaceae
Product: endosomal protein P24B
Exons: 2
Coding region: 133-744 (203 amino acids)
Biological process (GO): Golgi organization; protein retention in ER lumen; endoplasmic reticulum to Golgi vesicle-mediated transport
Cellular component (GO): Golgi apparatus; endoplasmic reticulum; endoplasmic reticulum-Golgi intermediate compartment
Source: RefSeq, a predicted model, not a curated record
CAAGUUGGAAAGUGCGCUAGACGGAGGAUAUCUGCACCCAAGAUAUCGAAUUUGGUUUUUUUUUUUUGUUGGUGACGACACGGAGAAAGGCACGGACAUCGGGCAACGCACCUCAAUUUCCAUUUCAUAAACAUGUUGUUCCCUUCGGCAACGCGGCUGCUGGCCGCCGCCAGCGUCCUCUCGGCGGCCCUGGCCCACAACAUCGGGCUCCCUGCCCAUGGCCGCGAGUGCUUCUACGAGAACCUGCACAAGGACGACAAGAUGACCGUGACGUUCCAGGUUGGCGACAGGGAGUUUGGCAGCGCGGGAAACCUCGACAUUGACUUUUGGAUAACAAACCCUGAAGGCCAGUACGAGACGUUUUCCAAGUCGACCUCGAACGGCGACUACAGCUUCACGGCGCACCUAGACGGGCAGUACACGUACUGCUUCGGCAACGAACACUGGGGCGCCACCAGCAAGGAGGUGUCGUUCAACGUGCACGGCAUCGUCUACGUUUCGGAGCACGACCAGCCCCAGGACCCGCUCGAGUCAUCUGUCCGCCAGCUGUCGGAGCUGCUGGCCCAGGUCAAGGACGAGCAGAGCUACAUCAUCCUGCGCGAGCGCACCCAUCGCAACACCGCCGAGAGCACGAACAGCCGGGUCAAGUGGUGGAACUUGUUCGUUAUUUGCUUCAUCAUUGGCGAGUACGUCUUUCAGGUCUGGUGGCUCAGGAGGUUCUUUGAGGUCAAGAGGGUGGUUUGAGUGAGAACAGAGAGUGGAAGGGGGCUGGUGACUUUGUGUUUUUGGGCGGUUCGGGGCUGGAAAAGUGAUUCGGGGGUGGCUAAUACGGGCAGGUUUAGACACCAUUGUUGAUCCAGACUGUGUGGUUUUGAGAUAGAAAGCCGGAGAUUUUGCGCAAUGUUCUGUGAAACGCUGUACAAUCAAGACCGUAGUGGGCCAAAGAUCUGAAUACUUCCAAAUGUGGAUGGUGGAGUAAGAAAUACAUAACAAAAUUAACCCUUUUAAGUCACUCAUCACGCAUUGAUGCACCCGGA